AAUUCAUGAAAUCCCAUAAAAAAGAUUUCCCUCUCGGCGAAAAGGCUUCCUAAAAAAGGGGCCAGGUGAAUGAUGAUUGAAGAAGUAAAAUCACAGGGCAGGUGAGUUUUAGGAUUAGAUUCUCCAAAGCUUAAACUAAAAAUGUGAGUUUGUCACAUGAGAAGACAGGCCUAUAGAGAGGAGGGAGACGGAGAAAGAAAGUAAGAGAGAGAUGUACCCCUCCUCAUCGCAUGCACACACACACACACUCACACUAUCUCUCUCUAGGAAAAAUCAACUCUCGUCAGUGUUAAUUAGCUCCCAUCAAGGGAAAUAUAGAAGAACUAGAACCAUCAAAGUGAAAAACAGACACCACUGUUUUAGCUCGAAUAUCAGUGUUUAAACACCAACCCAACUUCGAUUUCAUCGAGUGUUUCAGCCCCUUUAAUUUGCUUUUUUCGAGUGUUCAUUAAUUAGUUCAAAGUGUAGUGGUACUCUUUGAAGAAGAACAUGUGAGUGAGUGAAGUAAUGGAGUAGCAGGUUAAGUGAAGGAACAAUUAGGGGGACCUACUGCUUGAUUUUUGGCUGGCAGCAACGGUCACUUUCAAUGAUUUUUUUUUUCUUUGGAUGGUUUUGUUGGUGGUUGUUUGUCUCAAUAUCUAAUCAGUAAUCACACUCACAGACAGCAGACACACUUGCAUUUCUUGCUUAGGGAGAGAUCUUGAUCAUCAAGAUCCCGCCCCUCAUCUUUAUCAAGCUCUCUUUGAGGGAAUUUGUUUGUUGGGUUUUAUUAUCUGGUAAACAAGGUGGAAAGGUUAAGCUGCUUGGGCUCAAAAAAGGAAACAGCAGAUCUUAGUCAUAUGAGGAGAUCUUUUACUCUAGUGGAUGUGCUGCUGUUACUUGCAUUGUUCAUUGAUGCUCCAUGGGCUAUCAGGGGCAACUCACAUUGCCAAUGGGGCAACCCGGCAGUGAUUCGACCUCACAGUGUUGCUAUUACUGAAUUUGGUGCGGUUGGAGAUGGGGUCACUCUCAACACAAAGGCAUUCCAGAAUGCCAUCUUCUAUCUCAAUUCAUUUGCUGACAAGGGUGGGGCCAAGCUCUUUGUCCCAGCUGGCCAGUGGUUGACAGGAAGCUUUGAUCUGAUCAGUCAUCUGACAUUGUGGUUAGAUAAGGAUGCCAUCAUUCUUGGAUCAACUAACUCUGAUGAUUGGCCAGUUAUUGAUUCACUACCAUCAUAUGGCCGAGGGAGGGAGUUGCCUGGGAGGAGACACAAAAGCCUCAUUUAUGGUCGUAAUUUAACAGAUGUUAUUAUAACAGGUGACAAUGGGACUAUUGAUGGUCAAGGCAGCAUAUGGUGGAACUGGUUCCGAAAUGAAACCCUGGACUACACCCGACCCCAUCUGGUUGAAUUGAUGAACACUACUGGGGUGGUCAUCUCAAACCUGACCUUCUUAAAUUCACCUUUCUGGACCAUCCACCCUGUUUACUGCAGCCAAGUUAUUGUCCAGAAUGUCACGAUCCUUGCUCCUCUUGAUUCACCAAACACUGAUGGGAUUGAUCCAGAUUCUUCUGAUGAUGUUUGCAUUGAAGACUGUUAUAUUAGCACCGGCGAUGAUAUAAUUGCCAUCAAAAGUGGGUGGGAUGAGUAUGGCACAUCAUAUGCUCGUCCUAGCAAAAACAUUACCAUUCGCGGGCUUGUUGGACAAACUACUAGUGCAGGGAUUGCAAUUGGAAGCGAGAUGUCUGGAGGAGUGUCAGAGGUUCAUGCAGAAAAUCUUACCUUCUACAAUUCAACUACAGGUAUCAGGAUAAAAACGGCUCCUGGAAGGGGGGGCUAUGUGAGGAACAUCUAUAUAUCAAAUAUGAGCUUGACUGAUGUCAAAACAGCUAUAAGGUUCACUGGUCAAUAUGGAGAUCACCCAGAUGAGUCUUAUGAUCCAAAGGCUCUCCCUUUAAUAGAACGGAUAACCAUUGAUGAUGUCACAGGACAGAACGUUAAAUAUGCUGGCCUUUUAGAAGGUUUAGAAGGGGAUACUUUUCUUGACAUUUGCCUAUCGAACAUAAACCUCAGUGUGACCUCCAAGUCUCCAUGGAAUUGUUCAUAUAUCCAAGGAUAUUCUGAAGCUGUUUCCCCAGAAAUUUGUGAGCCUCUCAGGGAGACAAUCAUCCCUGACCAUUACUCAGGUUGUUACUAUCCAUCACAUCACUUGCAAAGUUCAAGUAAUGAAACAGAGGUGCUUGAUUGUCUUGGUAAAUUUAUGGUGGCAUAAUAGCAUUUGUUUGGUGAUUAAUUCACGCUGUGAACGUUCAACGUAGUUCAAGAUUUGAUUCUUGCCAUUCUCCACACCGCCGCUCAUUACCUUUAAGAGGAAAUCCUGACAUAUAAAGUUGCUUGAAGUUGCUGAUUUGUGGUUGUUGACUUGUGAAAACAGUCCCGAGAGAUGAUUUUUCCUGUAACUCUGUGUGCAGUAACAAAUAAUCCAGUGAUUUUUUUUUUCUUUCAUCAUAAAGUGAUAAUAGAACGGGCUUAUAUCUUCAAAA
Populus trichocarpa (black cottonwood) is the source of this 2520-nucleotide messenger RNA. RefSeq names its product probable polygalacturonase. Gene Ontology annotation, biological process: carbohydrate metabolic process. The transcript has 6 exons. The record is from RefSeq and is a predicted model, not a curated record. The coding region runs from base 840 to 2249 and encodes 469 amino acids. NCBI's taxonomy places the organism in Eukaryota, Viridiplantae, Streptophyta, Magnoliopsida, Malpighiales, Salicaceae. Gene Ontology annotation, molecular function: polygalacturonase activity.